CGAAGACGAAGAAGGCCGCCUCUAUUCUAGUCUGAGCGCAAACAUACUGUCUUUCUGUCUGUGGGAGUCACAACAAACACAAUUUACAGUGGGGUAAUAGUAACAUUCACAAACAGAUGUCAUCCAAAUAUAUUAUCUGUCUGGAUUCUGGAGUCAACUCAAGAACAUCGCAGUGCCCUUUCUGGUAUCGCGUGAUGGUCAAGCACUACGCUUGUUCCGUUUACCUGACGUCCAUCUGACAGAGCGACGCUCGGCUCGUAGCUUUCUCAGUACUGAUGGUGAAUUGCUACUGCUGUGGUAACGGGCGGAGGAGCAGAAGCCGCAGAAGAGUCAGCAGUAGUAGAGGAGCGGUAGUUUGGAAUUCAGCUUUUACACGUAUUAAUCUUACUCGUAUCAACGAAGCUCCCUAAAAACACACAGAAGGGAAGGGAAAAUUUAAGAAAGAUGGCGGCCGCGGCCUCGCCGGGCUCCUGCUCGUCCACCUCCUCAGAUUGGAUUGUACUGAGAGACGGUUGCCGUCGUUGCGACGAGGAGGGCCUGCGAAGCCUUUCCUACCACCCGGCCCUUAACGCUAUCCUGGCGGUUACUAGCCGGGGGAGUAUCAAAGUAAUCGACGGCACAUCAGGGGCUAUUCUCCAAGCCUCGGCCUUGCACGCUAAACCUGGAGGCCGUGUUAGGUGUCAGUACUUUCCUGCGGUAGACAAGGUCCUCUUCGUGGACGACUAUGCAGUGGGCUGCAGAAAGGACUUGAACGGCAUCUUGCUGCUGGACACAGCCCUGCAGGCCCCCGUGGCCAAACCAGAGGACAUGGUCCAGCUCGAGCUGCCUGUCACAGAGGCUCAGCAGAUGCUCUCUGCCUGCCUGGAGAAGGUAGAUGUGUCAAACACAGAGGGCUACGACAUCUUCAUCGCUCAACUCAAAGAAGGACUGAAGAAUACCUCACACGAGACUGCAGCCAAUCACAAAGUGGCCAAGUGGGCAACAGUGACGUUUCAUCUUCCACACCAUGUGCUAAAGUUGGUCGCCAGUGCCAUCGUGACUGAGCUGAAGAAGAUCAACCAGAACGUCGCUGCCUUGUCUGUGGCCUCGUCCAUCAUGGACAGGCUCUCCUACCUCUUACCAAGUGCACGGCCUGAGCUGGGGGUGGGCCCAGGGCGCUCUGUAGAUAGAUCAUUGAUGUACAGUGAGGCAAAUAGGAGAGAAACGUUCAUGUCGUGGCCCCAUGCCGGGUACAGGUGGGCACAGCCUGACCCCAUGGCCCAAGCAGGAUUUUACCACCAGGUAGGCAGUCCUGCCUCUACCGGUGAUGACAGGGCAAUGUGUUUCACAUGCAGUGUCUGCCUAGUGUGUUGGGAGCCCACUGAUGAACCAUGGUCCGAGCACGAGCGUCACUCCCCCAACUGUCCGUUUGUGAAGGGUGAGCACACUCAGAACGUGCCCCUGUCCGUCACUCUGGCCACCAGCCCCGCCCAGUUCCCCACCCCUGACGGCUCAGAUAAGAUCGCCUGCUACGGCUUCGGCAGCUGCCCCCACUUCCUGGCAGCCGCCACAAAGCGUGGCAAAAUCUGCAUCUGGGACGUGUCCAAGCUCAUGAAGGUGCACUUGAAAUUUGAAAUCAACCCCUACGACCCGGCGAUCCUGCGACAGCUGAUUCUGUCUGGGAGCGAGCAGGCCCUGGGGACCCAGGAGUCCAGGAGGCCCACCUUAGCCUGGCUAGAGGACUCCUCAAGCUGCUCAGACAUACCAAAACUAGAGGGGGACAGUGAUGACCAGUUGGAGGAUUCUGACAGUGAAGAGCAUUCCAGAUCAGAGUCCGUGACGGGCCACCCGUCCCAGAGGGAGAGCAUGGAGGUGAGCCUGGGUGUGACAGCGCUCAGCGUCCUGCAGCAGCCAGAGAAACUCCAGUGGGAGGUUGUGGCCAGCGUGUUGGAGGACACAGUCAAGGACCUGGAGGAGCUGGGUGCCAACCCUUCCCUGGCCCAGGCCAAGGCCGACAAGGCCAAGGAGAAGCUCCCGGAGCACCACAACAUUCCUUUCCCUUGCCUGCUGGCUGGAGGCCUGCUCAGUUACCUUGCUGCCCCACUCCCCUCCUCCCGCCGCUCCAUGGACGGCCCCCUCAGGACUCAGGGCCCCGAGCCUCCCCAUGUCGUGCCUGACCAGGGCCCCAUGGAGAUAGAGUCCUGUAACCUCACUCCCUUGGAGCUGGGCUCGCCCAACUCGGCCGCACCCACCGUGCGCAGGACUAUGCCCGUGCUCUUGCUCUACAGCUUCAAGGAGUCGGAGGAGAAGUCGUCGGGCAAGGUGUUUGCUCAGAUGAACAAUCUAAUGAGCAAGGGGCUGCAUGAGGAGGGCUUCUCCGUGCCGCAGAUCAUCGAGAUGGAGUUUGACACCCACGAGCAGCUGCUGCUCCAAGACCCGCCCAUCACCUACAUCCAGCAGUUUGCAGACGCUGCCGCCAAUUUAGCCACCCUGGACGGGGACAAGUGGAGCUCGCUUGCGCCGCGGCCGGGAGCCCUGGUGCAGUGUCUGCGGCUGCCCAAGCAGCUGGAGGAGGAGAACCUCUACGUGGACUCCAUCACGCCCUGCUCAGACGGCGUGCACCUGCUGGUGGGGCUACAGCCCUGCUCUGUGGAGUCUCUCAGUGCCAUCAACCAGGUGGAGGUCCUCAACAACCUCAACCGCCUCCACUCAGCCCUCUGCAGCCGCCGCAAGGGAGAGCUCCAGCCCCUGCCCACACUGGCCAACGGACACGAAGCCCUCGCCUCCGCCUCGCCCCCUCAGACCCCACUCAUCCUGCCCCCGCCUGACCAGCAGCAGCAACAGCCGUCCAGGGCCCUGGGAGGCUGUGGGGGUGGAGGCUACCUGGCCCUCUACAAGCUCAACUACUCCACCCGCAUUGUCACUCUGGAGGAGGAGCCUAUCAAGGUGCAGCACAUCAGAGACCCCCGGGACGCCGUCACCUCCCUCAUCCUGCUUCCGCCAGACGUGCUGGAUGGAAGGGAGGACGACAGCGAGGAGGCCUCAGAGGAGAAACCUCAGCGUGGGUUUAAAAAUGGCUCUGGCUGCGGCCAUGUGUCUGGGUGUGGGCCAGGGACUGGUACCAGCAGCACCAAGGUGAAGCAGGCAGACGUGGCUGGACUGGGCCACCUGGUGAUCACCACUCAGGCAGGGUACAUAAUGAUCCUAGACCUUUCCACUUUGGAGGUCCUGGCCAAAGUGGAGCCGCCCAAGACGGAUGGGACGGUGGAUGAGAUUGACCCUUUCGUCUCUGUCACCUACUGCUCCGGGACUGACCGCCUGUGCGCUUGCACUAAAGGUGGAGAACUUCAUUUCCUUCAAAUUGGAGGUGUGUGUGACGAUGUAGAUGACAGCGACAUUUUUGUCGAUGGCCCCCUUUCUAAAGGGGCUGAACAGCUGUUGGAGGGGGCAAAGCCCUCCUCCAACCCCUCGAGCCCAGGGAUCACAGGAGUUGACCUCCUGGUGGACCAAGUGUUGGCUGUGGAGAGCCUGACGUCGCUGGUGGAGCUGACGCGCUUCGAAACACUGACGCCGCGCUUCUCGGCCACAGUGCCGCCCUGCUGGGUGGAGGUGCAGCAGGAGCAGCAGCAGCGUCGCCACCCCCAGCACUUGCACCAGCAGCACCAUGGAGACGCCGCCCAGCACACACGCACCUGGAAGCUGCAGAGUGACAGCUCCAGCUGGGACGAGCAUGUAUUUGAACUGGUCCUUCCCAAGGCCUGCAUGGUGGGCCACGUGGACUUCAAGUUCGUCAUGAAUGCCAACAUCACUAACAUUCCUCAGAUCCAGAUCACCCUGCUGAAGAACAAGGCCCCAGGUCUGGGCAAGGUCAACGAGACGGCAGUUGACAGACAGAUCUCCUUCCCCCUGUCCCAUGUCCUCCAUGCCAAUGGGGAGAGGAAUGGACAGCCACUUUUGCACGACUUUACAGACGACAUUCAGUUCAUGGACAUCGAAGAGACAUCAGGCUCCAGGCUGUGCACUUUCCUAGAAGACCAUAAGGAGGAUAUCCUGUGUGGUCCCGUGUGGUUGGCCAGUGGACUGGACCUCUCAGGCCAUGCUGGGAUGCUGAGCCUCACCAGCCCCAAGCUGGUCAAGGGCAUGGCUGGGGGCAAGUACCGCUCGUUCCUGGUGCACAUCAAGGCGGUGAGCGACAAGGGCAUGGAGGAGAGCCCCAUGCCGGUGGUGAGGAUGCCCGCUGCCAAGCCUCAGAGCAGCAAGGGCCAUUCCCUCUCCACCCUGCUGCAGAGGGCACAAGCCACGAAGGAAAAGGCCUCCACUUCCAAAGCAGAUUCUCCUGCUCAGUCGAAGAAACCUGACAACCUCCGCGGCUGCGACCUGCUCCAGGAGGUGUCCGUCACGAUCCGAAGGUUUAAGAAGACCUCCAUACCCAAAGAAAGAGUCCAGCGCUGUGCCAUGCUGCAGUUUCCAGAUUUCCAUGAGAAGCUGUUGAACGGGCUGUGUAAGGGGGCGGACGAGGGCCCUGGCACAGAGCACUCCCAGAGCCUCAUCCUGGACUGCCUCUGCUGGCUGGCUGGAGUUUACUCCAACGGACCCUGCAGCCUGAGAGAAGGAAAGGAGGCUCUGCUGAUGAAAACAAGGAAACGGCUGACCGACAUUGUGCGGGUGUGUUUUUUUGAGGCUGGACGGAGUAUAGCCCACAAAUGCGCCCGCUUUCUUGCACUUUGUAUCAGUAAUGGAAAAGGGGAGCCCAGUCAGCAGGGCUUUGGCAUGAAUCUCCUGAAUGCUCUGCUGGACAAUAUGCCUUACUUGCCUGCAGCAGCAACAGGUGGGUCGGUGUUCUGGUACUUUGUGCUGCUGAACUAUGUGAAGGAUGAGGACCUGUCGGGCUGCAGCACGGCCUGUGCCUCUCUGCUCACCGCUGUCUCCCGGCAACUGCAGGACCGCCUCACGCCCCUGGAGGCUUUGCUACAGACCAGAUACGGCCUGUACAGCUCCCCAUUCGACCCAGUGCUCUUUGACCUGGAGGUCAGCGGCUCCUCCUGUAAGAAUGCCUUCAACAGUAGCAUCGGCGUCCAGUCAGACGAGAUUGACCUUUCCGAAAUUCUCUCAGGGAACGGCAAGGUAAGCAGCUGUGCGGCGGCCGAGGGCAGCUUCACGGCCCUCACUGGGCUCCUGGAGGUGGAGCCACUGCACUUUACCUGUAUCUCUACCAGCGACGGCACCAGGGUGGAGAGGGACGACGCAAGCAUGUUCACAGUUAGCACAUUCGGUGUGACCCCGGCGGUGGGUGGCCUGUCGGCGGGCACAGUGGGCGAGGCGUCCACGGCGCUGAGCUCGGCAGCCCAGGUGGCUCUGCAGUCGCUGUCCCACGCCAUGGUGUCUGCAGAGCAGCAGCUGCAGGUGCUCCAGGAGAAACAGCAGCAACUGUUCAAACUACAGCAACAGAAGGCCAAGCUGGAGGCAAAGUUGCACCAGACCACUUCAGCAGCUGCGGCCUCCGGCGUGGGGCCCAUCCACAACUCUGUGCCUUCCAGUGCCCCCGGCUUCUUCAUCCAUCCCUCUGAAGUCAUCCCCCCCACGCCCAAGACCACCCCGCUGUUCAUGACGCCACCACUCACACCUCCCAACGAGGCGGUGUCGGCAGCCAUCAGUGUGGAGCUGGCCCAGCUCUUCCCUGGCUCCAUGAUAGACCCACCGCCUGUCAACCUGGCCGCACACAACAAGAACAGCCAGAAAGCCAAGCCGAACCCCAUGGGCAGCGGUCUGGCGUUGGCCCUCUCUCAAGCCUCUCACUUCCUCCAGCCUCCUCCACAGCAGUCCAUCAUCAUUGAGCGCAUGCACUCUGGAGCGCGGAGAUUUGUGACACUGGACUUUGGUCGUCCCGUGCUACUGACAGACGCUCUGAUCCCCACCUGUGGGGACCUGGCCUCUCUGUCCAUCGACAUCUGGACGCUGGGGGAGGAGGUGGACGGACGCAGGCUAGUGGUUGCCACGGACAUCAGCACCCACUCCCUCAUCCUGCACGACCUUCUGCCGCCCCCUGUCUGCCGCUUCAUGAAAAUCACUGUGAUUGGUCGUUAUGGCAGCACCAAUGCCCGGGCCAAGAUCCCAUUGGGCUUCUACUAUGGCCACACCUACAUCCUGCCCUGGGAGAGCGAGCUGAAGCUGAUGCACGACCCCCUGAGGGGAGAGAGUGAUGCGGCCAGCCAACCUGACUUGGACCAGCACCUGGCCAUGAUGGUGGCCUUGCAGGAGGACAUCCAGUGCAGGUACAACCUGGGGUGCCACCGGCUGGAGACCUUACUCCAGAACAUCGACCUGCCUCCUCUGAACAGUGCCAACAAUGCCCAGUACUUCCUGCGGAAGCCUGACAAGGCGGUGGAGGAGGACGCGCGUGUCUUCUCGGCCUAUCAGGACUGUAUCCAGCUGCAGCUACAACUCAACUUGGCCCACCACGCUGUCCAGAGGCUCCGCGUAUCCCUGGGAGCCGGGCGCAAGAUCCUGCCUGAGCCCUACGACCCCCGGGAGCUCAUCCAGAACUCAUCCACCGAGCAGCUGAGAACCAUCAUCCGCUACCUGCUGGACACACUCCUCAGCCUUCUGCACUCUAACAAUGGGCACGCAGUCCCGUCCGUGCUGCAGAGCACGUUCCACGCGCAGGCCUGCGAGGAGCUCUUCAAGCACCUGUGCAUCAGCGGCACGCCCAAGAUCCGUCUGCACGCGGGCCUGCUGCUGGUGCAGCUGUGUGGAGGGGAGCGCUGGUGGGGCCAGUUCCUCUCUAACGUCCUGCAGGAGCUCUACAACUCUGAGCAGCUGCUCAUCUUCCCCCAGGACAGGGUCUUCAUGCUCCUGUCCUGCAUCGGCCAAAGAUCCUUGAGCAACAGCGGCGUGCUGGAGGGGCUACUUAACCUGCUGGACAGCCUGCUGUCCCCCCUACAGCAACCUAUGGCGGCUGCCCAUCACAGGACUGAAGGUGUGUUGGACGUCCCCAUGAUCAGCUGGGUGGUGAUGCUUGUGUCGCGGCUGCUGGACUACGUGGCCAGUGUGGAGGACGAGGCGUCUGCAGGCAAGAAGCACCUGGGAGGGAAGGAGAGGGAGCGCACCUUGACAGGUAAUCAGUGGAGCUUUAUAAAUAACAGCCUCCAGUCCUCCAGCUCUAACCGCUCAGCCAAAGGCAACAGCAGCCUGGAUCGCCUGUACUCCCGCAAGAUCCGCAAACAGCUGGUGCACCACAAACAGCAGUUAAAUCUAUUGAAGGCAAAACAGAAGGCUUUGGUGGAGCAAAUUGAGAAGGAGAAGAUCCAGAGCAACAAAGGCUCCUCAUACAAACUGCUGGUGGAGCAGGCCAAGCUGAAACAGGCCACAUCCAAGCACUUUAAGGACCUGAUCCGUCUGAGGCGUACAGCUGAGUGGCCCCGCUCCACCCUGGACACAGAGGCCACGGCCGCCAAAGAGGCCCCAGAGGUGGAGCCUCUGCCCUUCACACUGGCCCACGAGCGCUGCAUCUCCGUGGUGCAGAAACUGUCCCUUUUCCUCCUCUCCAUGGACUUCACCUGUCACGCCGACCUCCUGCUGUUCGUUUGCAAGGUCUUGGCCAGGAUAGCCAACGCCACCAGGCCCACUAUCCACCUGUGUGAGGUGGUGUCGGAGCACCAGCUGGAGCGUCUGCUGUUGCUGCUGGUGGGGACAGACUUCAACAGGGGGGACAUCUCCUGGGGAGGGGCCUGGGCCCAGUACUCCCUCACCUGCAUGCUGCAGGACAUCCUGGCAGGGGAGCUGCUGUCCCCAGGGUCCCUGGAUGGUAUGGACGAGGGGGCGGUGGGCGAGGAAGCAGGGGCAUCGUCCUCAGCAGGGAUAGACUCUGACGACUCCCUAGCCCAGCCCACCCCCAUCCCCCUCGUGGAAACCAUUGACGAGGCCCUGUCUCCGGAUAUCAUCGCAGGUACUCCUGGGACCUCCUCUGUUUUCCAAAGUGCUCCACCUCUGUCAUCUUUGGAAAAAGAUAAAGACAUUGACUUUGACUUGCUACAAGACCUCAUGGAUGUUGAUAUUGAUCCUUUAGAUAUUGAUUUGGAAAAAGAUCCCCUUGCCGCCAAAGUCUUUAAGCCCAUUAGCAGCACCUGGUAUGACUACUGGGGUGCUGACUAUGGCACUUACGGUUACAACCCCUACAUAGGGGGAGUAGGGAUUGCUGUGUCCAAGCCCCCGGCUGUUGUCGAAAAGCCUGGGUCUCAGAGUCUCUCCAUCUCCGUGUCACAAGCUCUGGACGCCCGCCUGGAGGUAGGGCUGGAGCAGCAGGCUGAGCUUAUGCUCAAGAUGAUGGCCACACUGGAGGCAGACUCCAUCUUGCAGGCACUCACAUCAACCUCCCCUGCAGUGUCCAAGGCAUCCAACGGGACAGAUGAUUCUUUGCUGCGGGGGCUCCAUGGGGGCUCCCCCCCAGGAAGCAGCCUAAUGGUACAGGCCUCCUCCAUCCCCAUGCUGAGUGCCUGCUUCAACAAGCUAUUCUCCAUGCUCCAGGUGCACCACGUGCAGUUGGAGUCUAUGCUGCAGCUGUGGCUAACCCUCAGUCUCAACUCAUGCUCUGGGGGCACUGAGGAAAGUGGAUCUGACAUCUUCAUGUUCAACGCCAGUAGAGUGCCCACCAUCCCACUCAACCAAGCCUCUAUCAGCAGUUUCCUGUCGGUGCUAGCCUGGUAUCCCAACACCUCCCUGAGGACCUGGUGUCUGGUGCUUCACUCCCUUACCCUCAUGACCAACAUGCCCUCCAGUGCAGCCUCCAGCAGUGGGAUGGGAGCUCAUGAGAGCACGGCCCAGCAGAUGGUGUCGGACCCUACGCUGGUGCACGUGCUUGUACGAUUCCUCUCUGGGUGCAACCCCCAUGGCACCAGCCAGUACAGCUCCCAGGUCGGCCCCACUGCCACCCAAGCUAUGCAAGAGUUCCUCACCAGGCUCCAGGUGCACCUCUCUUCCACCUGCCCACAGAUGUUUAGCGAGUUCCUGCUCAAACUGAUGCACAUCCUGUCUACUGAGAGGGGUCCGUUCCAGUCAGGCCAGGGUCCUCUGGACGCUCAGGUCAAGCUGUUAGAGUUCACCCUGGAGCAGAACUUUGAGGUGGUGUCGGUGACCACCAUCUCCUCUGUCAUCGAGUCCAUCACCUUCCUGGUGCACCACUACAUCACCUGCUCUGACAAGGUGGUGUCCCGCAGUGGCUCCGACAGCUCUGUGGGCGCCCGCGCCUGCUUUGGAGGCCUCUUCGCCAACAUCAUCCGGCCCGGUGACGCCAAGGCGGUGUGCGGUGAGACCACGCGCGACCAACUCAUGUUCGACCUACUUAAGCUAGUCAACGCCCUGGUUCAGCUGCCCCUGUCGGGCGACCGUGAGUUCAGCGGGCGUCUGCCCCCGGCAGGAAGCGGGGCGUCGGACAGCAGCGCGUCGGACGAGGAGAAGGUGUGCGGCAGCAAGGAGGGGGCAGCGGGAGGGGCCACCCCUAACCAGGGCCCUGCGGCCGGAGUGGCUGACCUGGUGCUGGCCAACCAGCAGAUCAUGAGCCAGAUCCUCUCGGCUCUGGGCCAGUGCAACAGCAGCGCCAUGGCUAUGAUCAUAGGGGCUAGUGGUCUCCACCUGACCAAGCAUGAGAACUUCCAUGGCGGACUAGAUGCCAUUUCUGUAGGAGACGGCCUGUUCACCAUCCUCACCUCUCUGAGCAAGAGGGCCACCUCGGUGCAGGUUAUGCUGCAGCCCAUCCUCACCUACAUGGCUUGUGGGUACAUGGGCAGACAGUCUUUGUAUUUCUCCCAGGGCUCUCUGUCUACAUGCCAGCUGUCUGAACCUCUGCUCUGGUUCAUCCUCCGAGUGCUGGACACCAGCGAGGCACUUAAGGCAUUCCACGACAUGGGUGGGGUUCAGUUGAUCUGUAACAACAUGGUGACCAGCACACGGGCCAUAGUGAACACGGCACGAAGCAUGGUGUCCACCAUCAUGAAGUUCCUGGACACUGGCCCAGGGAAGGCUGCUGACGGCAGCCUCAAAGCCCGGGUCCUAGCCUCCGAGCCCGACAACGCAGAGGGACUCCACAACUUUGCUCCGCUCGGCACCAUCACCUCCAGCAGCCCCACGGCCCAGCCGGCAGAGGUCCUCCUUCAGGCCACGCCCCCUCACAGACGGGCACGCUCAGCGGCCUGGUCCUACAUCUUCCUGCCAGAGGAGGCGUGGUGUGACCUCACCAUCCACCUCCCUGCUGCCGUGCUGCUGAAAGAGCUGCACAUCCAGCCACACCUGGCCUCCCUCGCCACCUGCCCCUCCUCGGUCUCGGUUGAGAUCAGUGCGGACGGGGUCAACAUGCUGCCUCUGUCCACACCCAUCAUCACCAGCGGCCUCACCUACAUCAAGAUCCAGCUGGUGAAGGCUGAGGUGGCGUCUGCGGUGUGUCUGAGGCUCCACCGGCCCCGCGACGCCAGCACCCUGGGCCUGUCCCAGAUCAAACUGCUUGGCCUCACCGCCUUCGGCAACACCUCCUCAGCCACCGUCAACAACCCCUUCCUGCCCUCCGAGGACCAGGUCUCUAAAACCAGUAUUGGCUGGCUACGUCUGCUUCACCACUGUCUGACCCACGUCAGUGACCUGGAGGCCACGAUGGCCAGCGCCGCUGCCCCCACUGCCAAUCUGCUCCAAACCUGCGCCGCCCUGCUUAUGUCUCCCUACUGCGGCAUGCACUCACCUAACAUCGAGGCCGUGCUGGUCAAGAUCGGCCUCCAGUCCACCCGCAUCGGCCUAAAGCUCAUUGACAUCCUGCUGAGGAACUGUGCAGCCUCCGGCACUGACCCUACGAACCUCAACAGUCCCCUGCUCUUCGGAAGGCUCAACGGACUCUCUUCAGACUCCACCAUUGACAUCCUGUACCAGCUGGGAACCACCCAGGAUCCUGCGACUAAGGAUAGGAUCCACGCCCUUCUCCAAUGGGUCCAUGACUCGUCGCUGGUGGCGGCACACAAGAGGAGUGGCCCCGUGGGCUACAUCCGCCAGAGCAGCUCCUCGUCACGGGAGUAUGGCCUCGUCAUGCCCUCUCCCUCCCACCUCCACGGUGUGGCGGCCAUCUUGUGGCACAGUUACGAGUUGCCCGUGAACUACGACCUCCCAGUGCUGCUCAACAGAGAGCUCUUUGAACUUCUGUACAACUGGUCCAUGUCCCUGCCGUGUAACAUGGUGCUGAAGAAGGCAGUAGACAGCCUGCUCUGCUCCAUGUGCCACAUCCACCCCAGCUACUUCUCUCUGCUUAUGUCCUGGAUGGGCAUCGUAGCCCCGCCCACCGCCGCCCAGCACCGCCUCUCCCUGACGGACGACGGCAAGAAACAGCAUGACCUCAGCAGCGCUAACGCCACCACCAGCGCUGGCCUCACUGACGAUUCCAAACAUGCGCGGCCACCCAUCGCCUUGUCUGAGUCUCAACUGACCACUCUGGCUGCAGCCUCCCAGUCACCCGGGGCGAUAGAGCAGCUGCUGGACUCAGGCCUGCCCUCUCUGCUGGUCCGCAGCCUGGCCGGACUCUGCUGUGGUCUCCUGGCUGCAGCUGGCCUGCCCCUGCCCUCCACCGCCCAGGCCGAACGACGGCAGCACCAUCACAACCACCACUCCUCUUCGGCAUCUUCCUCUCAGAGCAGGGCGUCCUUGUCUGCAGAGCUGGCAGCCCCAGUGCUGCGUUUCCUCACUGAGGUUGGGAACAGUCAUGCCAUGAAGGACUGGCUAGGUGGGCCUGAGGUGAACCUGCUGUGGACCGCUUUGCUGUUCCUGCUUUGCCACAGCAGCGCCAGCGCAGGGGGAACCAGCGGUGUCCAUGGCCACGCGGGAGCUCACUCUGCUGCCUCUGGUGGUGCGUGCUGCCCCCCUCCUCCGCCCCCACCCCAGCCUUCAGGGUCGCGCUACUCUCUGGCCUCCUCGACCAGGGGCAGCGGGCUCACCACCCAGCAGAGGACGGCAAUCGAGAACGCCACAGUGGCCUUCUUCCUGCAGUGCAUCUCCUGUCACCCCAACAACCAGCGGCUCAUGGCACAGGUGCUGUGUGAGCUCUUCCAGUCGGCCCCUCAGCGUGGAAGCGUGCCUGUCUCUGGCAACAUCUCUGGCUUCAUCCGCAGGCUCUUCCUGCAGCUCAUGCUAGAGGAUGAGAAGGUCACAGUCUUCCUGCAGUCGCCCUGUCCGCUGUACAAGGGACGCAUUAACGCUACCAGCCAUGUGAUCCAGCACCCCAUGUACGGAGCAGGGCACAAGUACCGCACCCUCCACCUUCCCAUCUCCACCACCCUCGCUGAAGUCCUGGACCGGGUGUCGGACACCCCCAGCAUCACAGCCAAGCUGAUCAAUGAGCAGAAAGAGGACAAGGAGAAGAAGAAUCACGACGAGAAGGAGAAGAUGAAGACAGACAGCGGUUUCCAGGACAACUUCAGUGUCGUCGUGGCCUCAGGCUUGAAGUCCCAGUCGAAGAGAGCCCUGUCAACCCCUCCUCGUCCCCCUUCGCGGAGGGGCCGUGUGAUGAGCGAUAAGCUGACAGCCUCAGGUGUGGACCCUUCUGCCAAAACUCUCAGCGUGCCUGUCUUCCACCUCUACCACAAGCUGCUACCAGGUCAGCCCCUGCCGGCAGAGAUGACACUGGCCCAGCUGUUGACCCUGCUUUACGACCGCAAGCUUCCCCAGGGCUACCACUCCAUCGACUUGACUGUCAAGUUGGGCUCCAAGGUUAUCUCCGACCCCGGGAUCUCGAAGACAGACUCCUUCAAACGUCUCCGCACAGAGAAAGUGGAACAGUGUGACAUGCUGAGUAGCUGUCCAGAGGACGAGCCCAUGACCCCGGGAGACGAGGGUCUGGACGCAGCGAUCGAUGAGUCCCUGCUCGAGACCAAACCCAUCCAGUCGCCCCUGCAGGUGUUUGCAGGCAUGGGUGGUCUGGCCCUGAUCGCUGAGAGGCUGCCAAUGCUCUACCCAGAUGUCAUCCAACAGCGAAUUGAAUUAUUCAGGCAGUCUCCCAGAGCUACUGGUGGUUUGAAGCAGACGCCCCACGAGGGCUAUCAAGUGAGUGCUCCGGUGGUGCCCUCUACCACGCAGGAGAAGCCCAAGGACAGCGACCAGUUUGAGUGGGUCACCAUCGAGCAGUCUGGCGAGCUCGUGUAUGAGGCGCCAGAGACCAUGGCCGCCGAGCCGCCACCCAUCAACAAGUCGUCAGUGCAGACCAUGUCGCCCAUCCCCGCCCACUCGCUGGCGGCCUUCGGUCUGUUCCUGCGCCUGCCGGGCUAUGCUGAGGUGCUGCUGAAGGAGAGGAAGCACGCCCAGUGUCUGCUCCGCCUGGUGCUGGGAGUCACAGACGAUGGCGAGGGCAGUCAUAUCCUGCAGAGUCCGUCGGCAAAUGUGCUGCCCACGCUGCCCUUCCACGUGCUGCGGGCCCUAUUCAGCACCACACCUCUCACCACGGAUGACGGCGUGCUGCUGCGCCGCAUGGCCCUGGAAAUAGGAGCCAUCCACCUCAUCCUGGCCUGCCUGUCAGCCCUCAGCCAUCACGCACCCCGUGUCCCCAACACCAGCGGGAACUCUUCAGAGCCCACAGUGUCCAGUGGUCAUGGAGGGGGCACAAGUGAGGAGCAGCAGCUGUACUGGGCGAAGGGCACUGGUUUCGGUACAGGCUCCACUGCCUCAGGCUGGGACGUGGAGCAGGCCCUCACCAAGCAGAGGCUGGAGGAGGAGCAUGUCACCUGUCUGCUACAGGUGCUGGCCAGCUACAUCAACCCAGCAAACUGUGUGAGCCACGGAGAGGCCCCUACAGGGGAUAGCAGGGGCCACAACAGCAACGCCCUUCCCACAGUGCUGCAGGAGCUGCUCAGCCAGUCCUGCCUCAUUCCAGCCAUGUCCUCCUACCUACGCAACGAUUCCGUACUGGACAUGGCACGUCAUGUGCCCCUGUACCGGGCGCUGCUGGAGCUGCUGAGGGCCAUCUCCACAUCCACGGCCCUGGUUCCCCUGCUGCUGCCCCUGUCAGGAGACCCCAGCCAGGAGGAAGAGGAGGAGGAGCGCUCCGAGGGACAGACGUCUGUGGGCAUGCUGCUGGCCAAGAUGAAAACCUGCGUGGACACCUACACCAACCGCCUCAGGUGGGGACUUAGACGGACAGAGUCAAAGAAAGACAAGGCGAAAGGUGUGGUGAAGCCUGAUAGCUCAGACCCAGAACCUGAGGGGCUGACCCUGCUGGUGCCUGACAUCCAGAGGACGGCCGAGAUUGUCUAUGCUGCCACCACCAGCCUACGGCAGGCCAACCAGGAGAGGAAGUUGGCUGAGUCCUCGAAGAAGGCAACAACCAGACCCAAACCCAUGUCAAUCCUACGCUCACUCGAGGAGAAGUACGUGGCCAUCAUGAAGAAGCUCCAGUUUGACACCUUUGAGAUGGUCACGGAGGACGAUGACGGGAAGCUGGUGUUCAAGGUGAACUACCACUACAUGUCUCAGGUGAAGAACGCCAGCGAUGCCAACAGCGCUGCCCGCGCCCGCCGCCUGGCACAGGAGGCCGUCACGCUCUCCACCUCGCUGCCCCUCUCCUCCUCCUCCAGCGUCUUUGUUCGCUGCGACGAAGAGCGGCUAGACAUCAUGAAGGUUCUCAUCACGGGCCCGGCGGACACACCGUACGCUAACGGCUGCUUUGAGUUUGACGUGUACUUCCCCCAGGACUACCCCAAUUCCCCGCCCCUGGUCAACCUAGAGACCACUGGUGGACACAGCGUGCGCUUUAACCCAAACCUCUACAAUGACGGAAAGGUGUGUUUAAGUAUUCUCAACACCUGGCACGGGAGACCGGAGGAGAAAUGGAACCCUCAGACCUCUAGCUUUUUACAGGUUCUGGUAUCAGUGCAGUCUCUGAUCCUGGUGUCGGAGCCCUACUUCAACGAGCCGGGUUACGAGCGUUCACGCGGAACCCCCAGCGGCACACAGAGCUCCCGCGAGUAUGACGGAAACAUCCGGCAGGCCUCCGUCAAGUGGGCCAUGCUUGAGCAGAUGCGCAAUGCCUCGCCUUGCUUCAAAGAGGUGAUCCACAAACACUUCUACCUGAAGCGGGUAGAGGUCAUGGCACAGUGUGAGGAGUGGAUCGCAGACAUCCAGCAGUACAGCAGUGACAAGAGAGUGGGCCGCACCAUGUCCCAUCACGCUGCUGCAUUGAAGAGGCACACGGCCCAGCUACGAGAGGAACUGCUGAAGCUGCCCUGCCCUGAGGGCCUGGAGCCUGACGGGGAGGAGUUCUCAGACAAGAGUGCCGCCCUCGUGGUCAAGGAGCUGGCCAAUCAGGACGCGGAGAAGCCGACUGGCAGCCAAGACGGCACCUGCAGUGAGGGCCCGCUAUGAGUCCCGCCCCUCUUUGCUCCCCUCCACCCUAAGCCGCGGCCACUCCUCCUCACAACUAUUACUAUUGUUAUUAAAUAGACUUUGACGGCUUCGAAGCACAAGCCACCAUUUUGUCAAUAUUUGUAUGUAAGAAUCUAAUUAUGUAAUGGCUGAAUAAAGAGGACAAAAAAACUAGAUGAGAAUGAAACAGCUUACAAACCAACAAAAAUAAGACAAAACUCCAAACUAUGCUAUGCCCUUAAGGAAACAGUCGACAAACAAAUUACCUUUUUAUUUUUACCUGUAUAACAGUGUAAACUGUAAGUGCUUUUUUUUUUUUUUUCAAUUGUGAAAUAACCACUGAUUGGUAUGUUAUUCAAUUUGUUUAUGUAUACAUAAUGACAGAGGAAAUCACUGAAUAUAUAAGGGAACUAGCCUACCAUUAGAGAAUAAUGUUUACUGAAUGUUCAUUUCAAUUGUUUGGACUGUUAGUGCAAGGACAGUUGUAACCAGGAAUAUAUUGGUCGUUCUUGAAGUAUACUAUUUAAAAGAAAACAUACACUUUCCUGAAUUUGAGAAAUCUUCUGGUUGCCCAUUGACAUCGCUUUUUUGAUUUCUACAGGAUCCUGUAAACUUCAAUAAAGGCUGAAAUAUACAUUCUUAAUUGCAAUGAUUACUUGUUACCCUUUUUACAGGCUGUUCAAAAACGCUAUGAGCAAGUUUUUUUUGCCUCUAAUUCUCAAUGCAAGUUUAAUAAAUGCAACCUGUUUUACUUUUCCCGGAUAUAUACAUUGAUCUGAUUGUGUAGAUAAGAGUCUGAGUAUGUAAGAUUUGGGAUAUGUACCGGUAUGUGAAGGCUUCUGAAUGUGUGAUUUGGUGCGUAUUCAACAAUCCCACUAAGAUACAAAGCUGCUAUGUGCCUUUUAUCUACAUUGACAUCAUACCAAAUACUUUGAAAAAGUUAAUUCACUGAUUAUUUGACAUUUCUACACUUUGAUCGUUCCGCUCUGUCUGAAAAAGGUUGAUUCCGGUGAAAGAAAAAGCACUUAAUAUUUUACUCUCUCCCGGUUCAGUCACAUACUCCUUUUGGUAGGACAUUAAAUGGAGCUUGAAAA
Messenger RNA from Oncorhynchus mykiss (rainbow trout), 16448 nucleotides. RefSeq names its product baculoviral IAP repeat containing 6 (gene birc6). Gene Ontology annotation, cellular component: nucleus. NCBI's taxonomy places the organism in Eukaryota, Metazoa, Chordata, Actinopteri, Salmoniformes, Salmonidae. Gene Ontology annotation, molecular function: ubiquitin-protein transferase activity; cysteine-type endopeptidase inhibitor activity. The record is from RefSeq and is a predicted model, not a curated record. Gene Ontology annotation, biological process: apoptotic process; regulation of cytokinesis; negative regulation of apoptotic process.